AUUAAAAUGGCGACCUUAUUCUCCUAUUUUACCAAGAUACCAGGUAAAAAAACAGAGAAAACAUCACCCAAAGCAGGGGACAAGGCAGAAACAGAUAAACCCGUUUCACCUCAAGAGAGUGCAAAGGAAAAAAUAUCGUCAAAAUCUGUUUUUACAAAUGGACACCAGACAUUUACCCCUGGGGAUCUGGUCUGGGCCAGACUAGAAGGAUAUCCCUGGUGGCCCAGCCUUGUUUGCAACCACCCCACUCUCGAGAAAUGCAUCAAGAAGGAUGGCAAGCGAGGGCUCGUACAUGUCCAGUUCUUUGAUGACCCACCUAGUCGUGCCUGGAUCAGUGACAAACUUGUAGAUCCCUACAAAGGGAGCCAGGCCAAGGAAUGCCAGUUUGGCUGCAAGUUCCACACCACCAAACCAGACGUGAGGAGGGGAAUGGAUCAGGCCGAUGAGGCACUCAAGAAAGAAAGGGAGGAAAGGAUGAAACUCGUUGUCUGCCAUGUUCCAUCAGAAGAUGAAGAUGAGGAGGAGGAGGAGGAGGAUGAGAUGGAGAUUGAAGAUGCAAGUGACGGCAGUGCAAGUGAAGACAACAUCACAAGCAGUAAAAGAAAGCCAAGGGCAGCUGCUAAGAAAGCCAUGAGCACACAGAAGAAGAAACGAAGGAGAAUCAUGGUUGCCUCUGACAGUGAUAGUUCAGGAGAUGAAUUCAAACCUGAAAGUGAUGAUGAAUCUGAAGGAGCUGAGAGCAGCGGAGUGGAUGAAGAUGACAUCUCAGAACCUGAGACGGAGUCGGACCCUGAAACACCAAAGAAAGCUAAAAAGCGAAAGAGGGGUUCCACUUCAACUGUCACUCCUUCCACAAAAAAGCCUGCAACGAAGGGUCGUAGCGUCCUAACUCCAUCUUCUAUGGCACGCCCAGAUUCAGCUACCCCACCUACUAAGAAGACGUUUGGCACGCCGUCUAUCAGCUCGUCCACCAAAGCUAAGCUCUCUGCAUUUCAGUCUCCUGCCCCUGCUCCAUCUCCAACCCCUGCAUCUGAAUCAGACGAAGCACGCUUUCCACAUCAACGACAGGAAUGGCUGAAACCAGGCAAAAGAAAAGACAUCAAGGGCAGACCAGAGCAUGACCCAGAAUAUGAUCCCAGUACUCUCUUCGUGCCAAAGACGUUCUUGGACAAAUGCACCCCUGCUAUGAGACAAUGGUGGGAGAUGAAAUCCAAGUAUUAUAAUGCUGUUCUUUUCUUUAAGAUGGGAAAAUUCUAUGAACUGUAUCACAUGGAUGCAGAGGUAGCCGUCAAAGAGCUUGGACUCAUCUACAUGAAGGGAGAGAAUGCACAUUCCGGUUUCCCUGAGAUAGCGUUUAGUCGGUAUAGUGAUACGCUAAUCCAGAAGGGGUACCGUGUUGCUCGGGUGGAACAGACGGAGACCCCAGAUAUGAUGCAGGAAAGAGUUAAAAACAUGAGCAGAUCUGUAACAAAAUUUGACAAAGUUGUCAAGAGAGAGAUAUGCAGGAUUUCAACACAAGCGACAAGAACCUAUAGCUUUAUAGAUGGGGAUACAUGUGAGGCACAGAGCAGCUAUCUUCUUGCAGUCACAGAGAGGCCGAGUGAAAGCUCUGGUGGGGAGAGUGUCUACGGUGUGUGCUUUGUGGAAACAUCCAUUGGCAAAUUCUAUAUUGGUCAGUUUGAGGAUGACCGUCACAGUUCUAGAUUCAGGACACUGAUAGCUCACUAUCCUCCUUCCCAGGUUUUGUUUGAACGUGGCAAGCUCCUCGGGAAGACUCAGCAGCUCCUGUCCAGUAACCUGAUGUCCGUCCUCAAAGACUCUCUCCUUCCUGGAUCCGAGUUCUGGGAUGCCGCGAAGACGCUGAAGGUACUCAAGGAGAAGGAUUACUUUGAGGAUAGUGAGAGAGACAAGGAUGAAGAGGCGAAGGGAGGACUGAACUGCUGGCCAGAUGAACUGAAAGAGAUGCUAUCAGAUGCCGAUUCUCUUGGAUUGACUCCUAAGGAGGGAUGUGAGAUGGCUUUAUCUGCUCUUGGGGCAUGUACAUGGUACCUGAAGAAGUGCUGUCUGGAGCAGGAGCUGUUGUCCAUGAGGAACUUUGAGGUGUACAAACCUCUAGAUGCAGAGCCCACCAAACCCUCCUCACCCCUCCCAACCUUCACAUCUAAACAACACAUGGUCCUAGACAGUAUAACACUGAGCAACCUCGACAUCAUUGAGAAUAGCAGCACCGGAACAAGAGAGGGCACCCUACUGGAGACGCUAGAUCGCUGUCGGACACCAUUUGGGAAGAGGCUGUUCAAACAAUGGCUCUGCACUCCUCUGUGCAAUCCAAAAUCUAUCAGUGAUAGACUGGAUGCCAUUGAAGAUCUCCAUAACAAUCCAGAUAUUGUAGCAGAGGUUGCGGAACUCAUCAAAAAGCUGCCUGAUCUUGAAAGACUACUCAGCAAGAUCCAUACUCUUGGUUCAUCCAAGAGGAACUCGGACCAUCCAGACAGCAGAGCUAUUUUCUUUGAAGAUGCAGUCUAUAGUAAACGCAAGAUCAGUGACUUCAUCACUGCACUAGAUGGCUUUGAGAGUGGUCUCAAGGUUGUGAAACUCUUCAAGAAAGCUGUGCCUGAUUUUAAGUCAUCAUUACUAAAGGCUUGUGUAUCUCUGAAGUUGACUGGAGGCAAGUACCCUGACUAUGCGGACACGUUGGAGUUCUUUGAGACUGCGUUUGAUCAGAAGAAAGCAAAGGAAAAAGGAGCUAUCAUCCCAUGUAAGGGUGUCAUCCCAGAAUAUGACAAUGCCAUCUCCGACAUGGCCGACACCAAAGACAGGCUCCAAGAGUACUUGGAGAAACAGAAGAAGAGGCUUGGCUGCAGGAACAUGGUCUACUGGGGCACGGCAAAGAACCGAUUCCAAAUGGAGAUCCCAGAGUCUGCCCUCUCUCGCCACAUUCCCGAAGAGUAUGAGCUCCAGUCUUCCAAGAAGGGUUACAAACGCUACUGGUCUCCGACGAUUCAGAAGCUGCUAGCGGAAAUGAUGAACGCAGAGGACAGGCGAGAUGCUGCCCUCAAAGACUCGAUGAGGAGAGUCUUUCAUAAAUUUGAUGAGCACUACAAGUCCUGGGAUGCUGCUGUCCAGUGCCUGUCAGUUCUUGAUGUCUUGAUGAGCUUUGCUGAUUAUAGCCAGUCUGCAGAUGGCAACAUGUGUAGACCCGAUAUCAUACUGCCCUCUGAGAGUGACCAGCCGUACAUCGCUAUUGUAGAAGGACGUCAUCCUUGCAUAGCACAUACCUUCGCUGGAGGGGACUACAUCCCUAACGACACAUUUAUAGGCAUUAGAAACGAGAACGAGAUGGAUGAUGGAGAGGGUAACCAUGGCAACAGCAGCUGUAUCCUGGUGACGGGACCCAACAUGGGUGGCAAGUCAACCCUGAUGAGACAGGCAGGGCUGAUUGUCGUCAUGGCACAGCUUGGAUGCUAUGUCCCUGCAGAGGGUUGUAGAUUGACACCGGUAGACAGGGUCUUUACAAGGCUUGGUGCAAGAGAUAACAUUUUAUCAGGUGAGAGCACCUUCUUUGUGGAGCUCAGCGAGACGGCCAGCAUCCUCAAACACGCCUCCAAGCAUUCCCUCGUUCUCAUGGACGAGUUAGGGCGGGGCACGGCAACGUACGACGGCACAGCCAUAGCAACGGCCGUGGUGAAGGAACUUUCGGAGGUGGUUGGAUGUAGGACACUCUUCUCUACCCACUAUCAUUCCCUAGUGGAAGACUUCUCUCAUGACCCGAACAUCAGGCUAGGUCACAUGGCAUGUAUGGUUGAGAAUGAGAAUGAAGAAGACCCCUCACAGGAAACCAUCACAUUCCUCUACAAAUUUGUGGGAGGGGCUUGUCCAAAAAGCUACGGUUUCAAUGCAGCCCGAUUGGCCGACAUACCAGAUGAGAUUAUUCAGGUUGCUCGUCGGAAAGCCAAGGAAUUUGAAGAGUCCGCCGAGCGAAUUAAAUCCUUCCGUUCUAUUCACAAGAUGUGCGGAACAUCUUCCAAGCUUGAUAUCACCAAAUUCAAGCAAAUCGUGGCACGAAUAUGAGAUGGAAGGAUGUUAUCACAUCAUAAUUCUCCUAACCUGCAGAUUCAGGAUUUCAUGACCAUCUUCAAGAAGUAGGUAGGAACUGUGUUAUGAGAUCAUGUAAUAUUGCUCGUAAAGAUGUUCUGUUUUUCUUUUACCCAUGAAGAUUUCAUGAGAAAUAAGGAGAUAGUCUUGGCCCCACUGACAUGCAUUUUUUAAGUCGUGCUAGGUAAAAUUAUGGUUCGUAAUACACUAGCCUAAUUUGGCACAAUAUUUACAGAAAGAAAGGGCAGUUUCUUAAGUCUUUUCAUGACUUAUAGCAUUAUAACAGGGGCCAGAGCUCACGAAGUCAAUUCAAAUGAUUCACAACUCUCUUAGUCUUUUAUGUAUUUCAUCAAAACUUUCAACAAUAUUCUUAUUGAAUCUUGUUCCUGUCAAUGAAACAAAUUUGUCACCCUGGUGAACUUUCCCUUUAAGAGAAAUACUUGGAAUAAGUCUUCAGUUUAAAUAAUCGUCAAUGCUGGACAGAUGUCCAUGGUCUCAAGAGAUUCUACUAAGGCAGACACACUUGUAUAUUUAAUAAUAAUUCUACCUGAAAGAGGCCAUUUCUUUUGGCUUGUAAGAGCAUUAAUAUGAAAAAUAUCUUGGUGAUUAUUAAAUGGUCAUCAUGAAGUUAUUCCUUUUUUUACAGUACUAUGCCAUGUGGCAUCAUUUAACCAAAUAAAUCCAAACUGAUUUAAAAGAUUAUGAAGAGAGCAUUGAAAAUAAAAUUGAUGUUGGUGAUGAUGUCUAUGUUUAUUCAUGUUACAUCAAGUGUAGCCAGUCCUUAUUUUCCAUUGUUAAUUAUGUAUUUUGCAUGUUUAUAUACAGUGCCAAAUGUACAGUAUGUGAUAUUUGAUAUGGUGCUAAUUCUGUAUUUAAGGUACUGGAUUUUCAUUUGGGGGCUAAAUUAGUGAAGGCAGUCAAGAAAUAGUCACAGAUAUUAAUAACAAAGCGAGUACACAUCUUAUUUUAUAGUGUAAUGGGGUCCAAUUUAUAAUUUUAUUUUGAAUGAAAGUGAUAAUGACAAGAAGUAAACAACCCCGCCACUCCGCUGUGGCCAUCAAUAACAUUUUUACACUGCCAGUUAUUUGUUUGUAAUCGUGUGACUAUUUUCUUGUUAUAUCCCAAAGAUAAACUUGUAUCAAAUAGUUCAAAUAGUUCGAGUAUUAACAUGUACUGUGUACCAAUGGGAUGGUGGUAGUAUUAACUUGACUAAUAUCGUUCAUUAUUGUCUACUCUAAUCUGCAUUAUAAAUUUAAACAUUUAGAGAUGAUAUAUAAAAGAUGCAUUACAUGGUGUAUAUGAAGAAACAUGACUCUAGUUCUUCAGUACAUAAAUAAAAUGCAGUAAAAUUUCUCUUGAUGACAAAUUUUCUACAGAAAUCCUCUCUUAAUCAAGAAAACAUUUUUAUUUUCCUUGAAUAUAAUCUCUCAUUGGUCAAGUGCUACUAUGGUACUACUCAAAA
Molecule: messenger RNA, 5557 nt
Organism: Lytechinus variegatus (green sea urchin)
Lineage: Eukaryota; Metazoa; Echinodermata; Echinoidea; Temnopleuroida; Toxopneustidae
Product: DNA mismatch repair protein Msh6-like
Exons: 30
Coding region: 7-4071 (1354 amino acids)
Biological process (GO): mismatch repair
Cellular component (GO): nucleus; MutSalpha complex
Molecular function (GO): mismatched DNA binding; ATP-dependent DNA damage sensor activity; ATP binding
Source: RefSeq, a predicted model, not a curated record